AUGGACCCAACACCCGACUACACGAACUGGAGCAACACCGACCUCAUCCAACGAGUCACAGAUCUCGAAGCACAACUACGCACUCAAAACCUCGCUCACUCGCGAACCCCCUCACCAACCCCGCUAUCAAAGAAGAAAGUCAAGAAGCCCAACCGCUUCGAUCCCUCAAAAUACAACACCCGCCUCAUAGCGCUCAAGUUCGCCUACCUAGGCAAACGAUACAAUGGCUUCGAACAUCACAGCAAUAACAAGACGCCUUUGCCGACGGUGGAGGAGAAGCUGUGGAAAGCGUUGAUGAAGACGAGAUUGAUUUUUCCAGACUUCAAUGGCGGGAACGAGGAUGAGGUGUGCUGGGCUGGAUGCGAGUACAGCAAGUGUGGGCGGACGGAUCGGGGUGUGAGCGCCUUUGGACAGGUGAUCGGGUUGAGGGUAAGAAGUAAUCGGCCGAAGGAAAAGGUCAAGGGGCCACUGGAGCCUGCGGACGGGGAAGACGUUGAUGCCGGCGGAGACAGCGCGAUGUCGGAUGCGAAGGUAGAAGACACUUGGGAUCCGAUCUCAGACGAGCUACCGUACAUCCAGCUUUUGAACCGUGUCCUUCCUCCCGACAUCCGCAUCCUAGCAUGGUGCCCUCAUCCGCCAGCAGAGUUCUCCGCACGCUUCAAUUGCAAGGAGAGGAGGUAUCGCUACUUCUUCACGAAUCCGGCAUUCUCUCCGGUGCCUGGUGAGACUCAGAAGGGAAAUCAAGGCGGCGCGUGGCUCGAUAUCGACGCUAUGCAACAAGCCGCGAAGAAGCUUGAGGGACUCCACGAUUUCAGGAACUUCUGCAAGGUGGAUCCCAGCAAGCAGAUCUCGGACUUCAGAAGGAGGAUCUUCCACUCGAGUAUCCAGCUCGUGACACCCGAGCAAGGAGCUGGCGCUUUCUUAGAUCGAGCGCCCUUCACGGAGGGUACCUCUUUUCCAAACGGUUCGAGCACCGCAUCUUCGUUGCCCGAGCUGUACUACUUCGAGGUCCACGGCUCGGCUUUCCUAUGGCAUCAAGUCCGACACAUGGUCGCCAUCUUAUUCCUUGUCGGGCAGGGCCACGAACAGCCGAGCGUCGUCGAAGACCUUCUUGAUAUCCAGAAGACGCCGGCCAAGCCAGUGUACGAAAUGGCGGACGACACACCUUUGGUCCUGUGGGACUGCAUCUUUCCAGAUGCUGCUGCAGUGGCUCGAAACGACCAUUCGGCAAUUGUCAAUCCAAACUACGUCGACACGCUUGACUGGGUCCAUGUUGGAGACCAAGCGGACGAUGCGACUCGUUUGGUCCGAUCAUCUCGAGGUGUAGAAGACAGGAAGUAUGGUCGCUUAAGUGUCAUGGGAGACUUGUGGGCCCUGUGGCAGACUCACAAGAUUGACGAGCUGCUGGCCGGUUCACUAAUGGACGUCGUCGCUCGGCAAGGUAAGGCCUCGGCAUCCAACAAGUUCUUCCCAGACCAAACGGCCAGGGUGUUCGAUGGCAGUGGUGAGCCACGGACGGUAGGUCGCUACGUGCCCAUCAUGCAGCGUGAACGGCUAGACCCGCCGGAUACUGUGAAUGCGCGGUAUGCUGCUCGCAAAGGUCUGCAGCCGAAGGCGAACCGUAGCGGUGACGCUGCCGAUUUUGACCAAGACCCCGAUGAGUAG
Saxophila tyrrhenica is the source of this 1665-nucleotide messenger RNA. It is a transcript of the gene DEG1, whose product is annotated as pseudouridine synthase deg1. Gene Ontology annotation, biological process: tRNA pseudouridine synthesis; mRNA pseudouridine synthesis. Gene Ontology annotation, cellular component: cytoplasm; nucleus. The transcript has a single exon. Bases 1 to 1665 code for a protein of 554 amino acids. Lineage: Eukaryota; Fungi; Ascomycota; Dothideomycetes; Mycosphaerellales; Extremaceae. The record is from RefSeq and is a predicted model, not a curated record. Gene Ontology annotation, molecular function: RNA binding; pseudouridine synthase activity.